Suillus clintonianus is the source of this 425-nucleotide messenger RNA. RefSeq lists its product as uncharacterized. The coding region runs from base 22 to 351 and encodes 109 amino acids. NCBI's taxonomy places the organism in Eukaryota, Fungi, Basidiomycota, Agaricomycetes, Boletales, Suillaceae. The record is from RefSeq and is a predicted model, not a curated record. The transcript has a single exon.
GUCCUAAGGCAACGUCCGAUUAUGUACGUUCCCCUUGCCCUGUAUCUGUCACUGCCGCUAACUUCAUAUUGCCGUUCUCUCAUAUUCUUGAAACCACUUUUCUAUACGACCAACCACACUCGUUUUAUUCUAUUGUUCAUAGAUCUGUCCAAAUCACUUCGGAUCAUCGUCAUUCAUUCAUUAUACACCGAAUAUCUGUUUCACUGUGCUCGGUGUAUCCACCUCUCAUUGUUAUCGUUUGGUGUAUCCUCUCUAUCUUUAUUAGAUUUUCUUAUUGCAUGUUGGAUGUACCUAUCCUACCUCGCCAUGUCGCACGGUGUAUCUUUUAUGUUAGAAGCACGUUGGGAGUAGCUAUUGUAUCUCAUCAUGUCAUCUGGGCCUUUGCAUCGUAUCUGGAUCGAGAAUGAAUAUCAUUGUGUUGGGUU